This is a messenger RNA of Theobroma umbraticum, 1561 nucleotides long. RefSeq names its product kinetochore protein. Gene Ontology annotation, cellular component: Ndc80 complex. The record is from RefSeq and is a predicted model, not a curated record. Lineage: Eukaryota; Viridiplantae; Streptophyta; Magnoliopsida; Malvales; Malvaceae. Gene Ontology annotation, biological process: chromosome segregation.
ACAUCUCACAGAUGCAUCACCGCUCCAGUCCAAAGCAGCAACGAAGGUGAAAUUAAAGUGAAAAUGAAAAUGGCGGGCUAAAACCAAUUUCUGUUUUUCAUUCAAAUCAAAGCGCUCUCUCUCUCUCUCUCUCUGUGUCUCUCUCUCACACACACACACUCUCUCGCAAAUGGAGAGCGAAACAGAGCAGUCUCCGAGGACGAAAAUGGAGUCCCUGAGAACGAUCUGCGAGAGGGAGGUUCCGAUCCAACAACAGAAGAUAGAUUCUUUCACGGCGUCGUUCCCUACUUCUCUUCAUUCCAUCAGGGCCCUGGCGCAGGAUACUGCCCAAAAUCAAGCUAAACUCGCGAAAAUGAAAGCUAAUUUGAGAGAAUCCGAGGAUGAGCUUGUCAAAGUUUUAGCAGUGAAGACCCGUAAAGAGGCAAAGCAGAUGGCAACGAGGGACUCAAUAUCUGCUUUGAAAGCUAGAGUAGAAAAACUUAAAAGAACUGUCCAAGUUCAAAGGGCUGGGAGGGAUGAGUAUGCAGCAAUCAUAUCUCAACAAUCUCUAGCUUUGGCAACAACUGAAGAGGAGGCAAAGCAUGAUAUUGAAGAAAAUGGAGAAAUUCAAGAAGCAAUUUCAUGGUACAACUGGGUUCUGGGUUUUCAGAUUGAAGGUGGUCACGGGGUGAAAUUCACAUUCAAUGAUAUUAACAUAAAAAAUCCAAAGCAAGAAUAUUCUUUUACCAUUCGUCAUGCAAAUGAUACCUACUCCUUGUUGGAUUGCGACAUACAAUUGGAUGGCAUCAAAGAGUUGAUUAAUGAGUUGAACAGAACAAAUGGCUUAUUCAAGUUUGUUAGGAUCAUGAGAGAGAAGUUUCAAGAAGCAGUAGCACUUGGAUUGCAGCUCCAAUACAGAAGUUUGCAUCAAGACUCUUCUACAAUCUCUAUGUCUGGUCCAGCUUUAUCAGUUUCAACUGAUAUAAGUGAAUCUUCUGCCAAGAAGAAUGAGCAUCACAUCCCACUUCGAGAAGUAAAUAGGCAAUUCAAGAAAGUCAACCACGGAAGUAAAUCUCCAGCCAAGAUAAAUGAAAAUCAAAUUCAUGAUGGAGAAGUUAAUAGACAUCCCAUUAAAGUAGCCAAAUCUGAUAUUUUAUCACCAGUUGUUCGUCGGUCCCCUCGGCUUAAGGCUAAAAAAUGAAGUUGAAGGGGAGGUUGCUUAAUAUGCUACCAUUCUUCACUGAUCUUAACUUAUGGGACAAAUGUGCAUAUAUUUCAUCGAACUUGGACGGGACAGAUUGAAGUGCUUCAGCAAACCAAGUUGUGCCACUAACCUGAUAUCUCCUGCAUCCUAGGCGUCGAUUAUAUACUUCAUUAUCUAAAUGAAGCAACAUCAGCUGACAAGUUGGGCCAAUGGUCGAAAAGCUUUAUCACUGGUAAAUGUUAGUAUUUUCCAUUGUAUCUUUUGGAUGAAUGUAUCACCAUUUUUAUCACUCUAAUCAUCUGUAUGAUUCGCAAUAUCAUCGAGUUAGACUUUAGGGUUCUAAUUUUCUUUGCAGUAGAGGAAAUUGAAAGGUGUGUA